AUGCCUCUGCGGCUCGUCUGGUUGUUUCCGACGCUCUUUUUCACGCUGUUUCUCUCAGGGACAUCCCUGGCUGUAUCAUCUCAUGACAAGCCAUUGGGGAUAGCUGGCACGGCAAGUGAAGCCGCAGCGACUGAAGCUGCAGGCGACGCCAUGGGCACCUCGUCGCUCGUGUUCCGCCAUCGCAGCCUUCUGAGCUCCAUCACACCACAGCCCUUGCCCGUUGACUCCCUCGCCUCUCUGCCCACUGCCACCAGCGUUGGCGGCGCUGGUGAUAUGUUGGUGACAUCUGGUCGCUUGUGA
Messenger RNA from Closterium sp. Yama58-4, 300 nucleotides. The record is from the annotation of a GenBank genome assembly. Lineage: Eukaryota; Viridiplantae; Streptophyta; Zygnematophyceae; Desmidiales; Closteriaceae.